This is a messenger RNA of Achroia grisella, 2824 nucleotides long. RefSeq lists its product as uncharacterized. Bases 346 to 1920 code for a protein of 524 amino acids. The record is from RefSeq and is a predicted model, not a curated record. The transcript is spliced from 12 exons. Lineage: Eukaryota; Metazoa; Arthropoda; Insecta; Lepidoptera; Pyralidae.
GACAGUUCAUACACAAAAAUUUAUAAUUAAGUAUUUUUAGAGAUUUUAAAGGAAAACAAUUAAUUCAAAAUAGAUUUGGAAUAUAGAAGUCAAAAGCUACUCUUAGUUUAAUGUUAUUGUUAAAUGUUUAGAUCGUAGUUAUAUAAUUAAAUUGUCAAAUAUAACUUUUGUAAAGUGUUUUUAGCUAACGCUUCCUUUUCAGUGUACGACUGUUCAUGAAUCUUGAAACAGUUGUUUCUUUGAUUAUGCAUAUCAUCUAUUACUUCUAUUGUAUAAAAAGUAGAGUUGUGAGUUAGGAAUUAAUUAAAAAUAAACAAAUUAUUAAAAGUGAGACAUAAAAAAGCAAUGGAAGUGUCUAAUGAAAUAAAGGAAGAUAUUCGCAGAACACAAUUAGAUUUGAAAAAUGCGAUACGAGUACAUCAGGUCUGGAUCGCGCGUCUUCAAGAAGAUGAAAACAAUACACAUAUAAAAUCAAAAGUUAAAGAAGCCGAAAAAGAAAUUAUUGUUAUUGGAAAAAAACAGAAACUAGUAGUUGAAAGGCUACGCAGAGAGUUAGAAUUGUAUCAACAACGUUUAAAGGCAAGAAAUAAACAGAUUAACAUCGAGAAUGAUAAUCACUAUGUAGCUCAGCAGUUACGGGAUCACCAAAUGCAAUAUCGUAACAGGAACAGAUCUAACUCUGCCUCCUUACUUAAGCCGUCUGUACUCAAUGAAAUACAUAUAGCUAGUGAGAAUCAUGCAGACAAUGGAAAAGAAAAUUUAUCUGAUUCAGAUAGUGAAUUGAAAUUAUCAAAUGAAAAAGAAAAUUCCAACCAGAGUGAGAGUGAUGAGAAGGAAAAGUAUAGAAACUAUUCACAAUUGCCUAACACAAUUGAUAGUAGAAAUAAUUUUGCUAAUGCUCUGAACAAGGUGAAGCAAGCCUUUAUCGGAACUAAGAUUCAUGACAAUGAAUGGCAAGAUCAUAGAUCUGACUCAGAUUCCUCACCAGGAGUAGAACUUUCACCGACACCAUCACCUCCACCACUUCCUGAAGCAGGGGAACAUGUGUCUCAGGAGAUAUUUAUGAGGCUAAUAGGUUUGGUCACACCAUCACAAAAGGAAUUAUUGCUUAAGAAAAGAAAUGAACGGCGCAAAAGGUCGACCACAAGUACCAACAGAAAUGAUUUUUUAUACGGAAAUUUUGAUAUGAUCUCUAAACGAAAGAAAUACAAUCAAUAUCCUUAUCUACAAACACACAAUGAUCCACCUCAGACACGUUCUGCAAAAUUAAGAAAACAACAGAGUCAGAACAAGUCAUCUCGUGAGGGAUCUCCAUCAGGAUCAUCCACAGAAAAUAAAGGUUGGAGUAAUGCUAAACCAUUGUGGGCUGCUGCUCUGCCGGCAGGUCUUUCAGUUGAACCGGUUUAUUCGUCGACAAAAAAAGUUUGUAAUAGCUGUGGAAGAAAUGACGUGCCAUCGCUGCUGGUUUGGUGCGCGGGGUGCUGCGUGUGGCAGCACACGGGCUGCGGAGACGGACUGUGCGCAGCGUGCGAGGCUCCGUUGCCAGACCCUGCCGCCACUCCCGCUUCCGUCGGCUCGCACCACCACGCUCACCACACCCACCACGCCCACCACGCCCUGCAUUCCGACGACGCGCAGCUCUAUCGAGAUAAAAUUGCGGAACGAAAACGUUUACAAGAAAAAAACAUAGAAUUAUGCGAAGAGUUACGAAAAUUAGAAGCUAGAGCAGCGUCACUCAAAGAGAACUUAAAUGAUCAUAAUGCUGAGAAACGACAGCUCCUUGCAAACCAAAUUAAGACGCAGAGAAACCUUCAGAAGCUUCUGGACUUCAUCAGUCAGUUCAAGGAGACGUCCAUCAGUAUACGCUCCACGUCAGUCAGUGACUCUGGUAGCGAGAUUAGUAAAAGCAACGAGGAUUGAAGUGAUAGAAGAUCUGCCUGUGUCUCUGUAUCUAAUGUUUUGGUGGAUAUAGUGUUUUAUACAUAGUAUGAUUGUUGUAGUUUUGAUACAAAGUAGAUAGUUUAAGAUGCUUUCGUCAGAUGCCCUUUACAAAAGUAAAAUAUCAUACUGAUUUAUGUGAUAAAUGAACGAGUACGAGUAUAAUGUUGUUUGACUUUUACUUCUAAUUGAAAUGUUAUAUGAAAUAUUACAUAAAUCACGACUUGAAAGAUUUUUAAGAAUCUUAGAAUGUAUUUUUAUUUCAGCAUAUGCAUAUGUUGUUUUUAGGAUUAAUCUUAAAAAUAUUACUUAGCAUAGAAAAAAUAUUACAAUAAUAUUUUUUCUAUGAUUACUAGUAUUUUUCAAUCAACAAAGACUGACGAAAGUAACGAAGUAGCCAUGUUAUUGCGUAAUUCAUGGGUGUAGAUGAAAUGAUGUUUUGUAAUGAAUUAAUAUUUAAGAUUCCUAAGUUACAAUGUUUAUUAUUAUAAAAAUAUCAAUUUCUAAUACUUUUAAAACCAUCAAAUGAUUUUAAUAAUACAUACAUCCGUUAAAUAUUCAAUUUCAAUUAUUUUGUAUGUUUUUUUAUCAAAUGUUGUUAAUGAAUGAGAGUAUGCUGAACCAUGAAAUUAUUUUAAUAUCUCUUUAAUAAUAUUUUUGUAAUUACGAAGUAAAAUUGAGAAAGAGUCGAUUAUUCAUUAACUUCUAUUACUUACUGUUUGCCAAGAACUGUGAAAUUAAUAAUGACUUAAUUUCGUUGUCCUUACAUUAUAAAUUGAUUUAUCAGUAAGUAAUUAUUUCAAUGUACUUUAUUUAAAUGAAUUAUAUUCAUGAAAAUAAUAGCCAAAAGAAGUGUUCAGUAUUAUUUCUAAAUUAAAUGUAAGUA